Physella acuta is the source of this 1050-nucleotide messenger RNA. RefSeq names its product troponin T, skeletal muscle-like. NCBI's taxonomy places the organism in Eukaryota, Metazoa, Mollusca, Gastropoda, Physidae. The record is from RefSeq and is a predicted model, not a curated record.
AUGAAGAAAGAACUGACUUCGAAAUAUUCAAAGAAGAAAGAACUGACUUCGAAAUAUCCGAAGAAGAAAGAACUGACUUCGAAACAUCCAAAGACGAAGAAAGAACUGACUUCGAAAUAUCCGAAGAAGAAAGAACUGACUUCGAAAUAUCCAAAGAAGAAAGAACUGACUUCGAAACAUCCAAAGAAGAAAGAACUGACUUCGAAAUAUCCGAAGAAGAAAGAACUGACUUCGAAAUAUCCAAAGAAGAAAGAACUGACUUCGAAAUAUCCGAAGAAGAAAGAACUGACUUCGAAAUAUCCGAAGAAGAAAGAACUGACUACGGAAUAUCCGAAGAAGAAAGAACUGACUUCGAAAUAUCCGAAGAUGAAAGAACUGACUUCGAAAUAUCCAAAGAAGAAAGAACUGACUUCGAAAUAUCCGAAGAAGAAAGAACUGACUUCGGAAUAUCCGAAGAAGAAAGAACUGACUUCGAAAUAUCCAAAGAAGAAAGAACUGACUUCGAAAUAUCCAAAGAAGAAAGAACUGACUUCGAAAUAUCCGAAGAAGAAAGAACUGACUUCGAAAUAUCCAAAGAAGAAAGAACUGACUUCGAAAUAUCAGAAGAAGAAAGAACUGACUUCGAAAUAUCCGAAGAAGAAAGAACUGACUUCGAAAUAUCCAAAGAAGAAAGAACUGACUUCGAAAUAUCCAAUGAAGAAAGAACUGACUUCGAAAUAUUCAAAGAAGAAAGAACUGACUUCGAAAUAUCCGAAGAAGAAAGAACUGACUUCGAAACAUCCAAAGACGAAGAAAGAACUGACUUCGAAAUAUCCGAAGAAGAAAGAACUGACUUCGAAAUAUCCAAAGAAGAAAGAACUGACUUCGAAACAUCCAAAGAAGAAAGAACUGACUUCGAAACAUCCAAAGACGAAGAAAGAACUGACUUCGAAAUAUCCAAAGAAGAAAGAACUGACUCCGAAAUAUCCGAAGAAGAAAGAAUUGCAUUUCUUUAAAACUGGAUUAGAACCAAGUCCCACAGCAACCCAACUUCCAACCACUUACACCUAA